This is a messenger RNA of Actinia tenebrosa (Australian red waratah sea anemone), 2070 nucleotides long. RefSeq names its product signal peptidase complex subunit 3. The record is from RefSeq and is a predicted model, not a curated record. Gene Ontology annotation, cellular component: signal peptidase complex; membrane. Lineage: Eukaryota; Metazoa; Cnidaria; Anthozoa; Actiniaria; Actiniidae. Gene Ontology annotation, biological process: protein targeting to ER.
UACAUAUAUUUUUUGGAAGUUUACAAAURCUUACUUUGCUUGGGGUCCCUGUGUUUUGCGUGACGCAUAUUUUGAAGGGGAUACCGACUGACCAGGCUGACAGCCAAUAGGUUUUCGCCAAAUCUAUCUGUUGAACACAAAAAAGACAAAAACUUUACCAACAUAUGACCCACUUUCUCUUUAGAUCUUAGCACAAUGAAUACGUUCCUUUCUAGACUGAAUACGAUAUUUGCUUUUACACUAACUGUUCUAGCGGCCUUGACUUUUUUGUGCUUUUUAUCGACGGUUUUUCUUGACUACCAUGUGCGUGUGACUUUGAAGACCGAUAACAUCGAAGUGAAAAAUGUUCAAGAUUUCAGUGUGUCCAACUCUAAAAAUGAUCUUGGGGUCUUGACUUUCGACGUACAGACAAAUUUUGAAAGGCUGUUUAACUGGAACACCAAACAACUGUUUGUUUAUCUCACUGCAGAAUAUGAAACAAGAAAUAAUAAAUUUAACCAGGUUGUGCUUUGGGAUAAGAUCAUUCUCCGUGAAGACAAGUCGAAGAUAAAGCUUAACACUAUGAACACCAAGUAUUAUUUCUUUGAUGAUGGGAAUGGUCUCAAGGGACUAAAAAAUGUAAGCAUGUAUUUGUCAUGGAAUGUUAUCCCUACUGCUGGCCUUCUUCCACUCGUCACUGGUGAACAGUACAAGCAUCUAUUUGAUUUCCCACAGCAAUACAGCCCUUACCAAAGAUAGAAGACCUUCAGUAAUGCCACAAGUGCUACUAGAGUGAAGGCAUUUAGCCCAUGAAAUAAAAAUUAAUAGUCUACGUGUAAUAGUCAAACAGAUACAAAAGAAAACAAUGGAAUUAGGGUCUACUAAAGUGUGUUAGCCUAAUGUCUAUUUCACGGGUUUAAUGACUUCACUCUAUCAUUAAAAACAAACUCCUUCACUAGAGAUAUUAACACUACAUUAUUAGACAUUCAUAGAACUUGAAAAACAUGCUUCCCUUGAUUGAAUGACACAGUGUUAUUGUAGAUUAAGCUCAGCAUACACAUGGAUGUCAAAUAGACCCAUUUAACUUGGCCAUGUUUUCCCAUUUUCAGACCACUCUAUUAUUUUUUGUUAUACUGUCUUUGUUUAACUGCAAUAUAUGAAACGAUACAUUUAUGGAUGUGACUUAAUUCAAGAAUUUUACUUAUUAGGUAAUGUGUAGUUCCAAAAAUUAUCCAUACCCCCUCACGGAGGAAUUUUUUUAAGACACCCCCUACCACCCGGAAAUUCCAAUUUUCUUCCGUACAAACUCUGUAAUUUUUGUUCUUUCUCUGAUCCCCCUACUCUUCGGAAAAUUCCAAAUUCCUCUGUGGGGUGGGUAUGAAUGAUUUCUGGAACUACACAAAGUUAGAAAAUAUUACACCCAAACCAAAUGGGUCAAUAAUACAUAAUAAAAAAGAUACCCAUAGUGAAACUAAACCACAAUGCAGUUUGGUUUGUAAACAAAGUUUUAAUGUAUUUUAGAUGUUCCCAACUUUUCUAGAAUGUUAAAGUUAUAGGCCUAUCUUUGUUUACGUUUUUUUAAUAUUGAACUUAUUACUCUCAAAUUUUCAGUAGUUACUAAAUAAGACAUUCUCUUUCGAUUUCUGGAGAUGGUUUGCUUGUAGCUUGAAUUUUUUAUGCUAAUGAGGAAAAAUCUUAAACAAAGAGUGGCCUAUAAUAUCGUUUGCAUUAAGUUUAUUGAAUUUGAAGAGCAGGUGCAAUCUGUCAUUAUGGUGAACACAUCAAAUCUUCUAGAAGAAUAGGUUGCUAUCAAUAGACAUCACUUCCGAUAAUAGCUGCGUUUUUAAUGGCUUGUAGAAUCCUGGAGGUUGUUUUGAUCUCUUGUUUUCUGGUUUGACGUUGUGAAAAUAGUCAAAUACAAUAGUUUGAGGACUUAUUUUGACAUGUUUUGACUUAACAUCCGCUAGUUGCCCCUCAGUCAACCCCUUGUUUGCCCCCCAGUCAACUCCAAAAAGUCACAUGUAAGCAAAUUAUAUGGUGCACUCUGUAAGCAACAGUAAUCUAUAAUAAACUGAAAAACAUCUCUUACAA